Molecule: messenger RNA, 1664 nt
Organism: Mangifera indica (mango)
Lineage: Eukaryota; Viridiplantae; Streptophyta; Magnoliopsida; Sapindales; Anacardiaceae
Exons: 9
Coding region: 219-1523 (434 amino acids)
Molecular function (GO): protein binding
Source: RefSeq, a predicted model, not a curated record
CAACAAAAAAGAAAAAUAAUCUCUCUCGUUCUCGAUUACAAAACACACAAAAACAUGGAGUUUGCGUGCGUGCUCUUUCCUUCAUCAAUAAAAUCAAACCGUUUUAGCCGACAAAUAAUAUACCCAACUCGCUCCUUUCAUUAUUAAUUUUCAUCAUUACCAAAACUCACACUUUAUUCAGCUCCCUUUGCCUCUUCCUCUUCCUCUUCCUCAUUAUCAUGUCCUUGGAGGCAUUCGAUUACGAGCAAGAGAUGGCCGAUUUUAUGGACGACGAAAAUCAUCUCGUAGCUCCGGCGGAAAACGAGCUUAACGAAUACGACAUGCUGACGAAGGUGACUGAUACUUCGGCGGCUCAAGCCCGGAGUGGCAAGGACAUCCAAGGGAUUCCAUGGGAGACUUUGAAUAUAACGAGGGAUUUUUAUAGAUUGACCAGGCUUCAGCAGUACAAGAAUUUUGAGAAUAUUCCUUCAUCUGGUGAAGCUGUGGACAAGGAAUGCAAACAAACACAAAAAUGUGGAAAUUAUUAUCAGUUUUUUCAUAACACAAGAUUGGUUAAGCCUACAAUUCUACAUUUUCAGCUCAGGAACCUGGUUUGGGCUACUUCAAAACAUGAUGUCUAUCUCAUGUCCAACUAUUCAGUCAUGCAUUGGUCAACACUAUCUUCCAAUUUGUCGGAGAUCCUCAAUUUUGCAGGGCACAUAGCCCCUAGUGAGAAACAUGCAGGGAGUUUAUUAGAAGGUUUUACACAAACGCAGAUAAGCACUCUGGCAGUGAAAUAUAAUUUUAUGGUUGCAGGUGGCUUCCAAGGAGAGCUGAUUUGCAAGCGUUUGGAUAAGCAAGGAGUAAGCUUUUGUACCCGGACAACUUGUGAUGAUAAUUCCAUAACGAAUGCUGUAGAGAUAUAUGACAACUUGAGGGGUGGAACACAUUUAAUGGCAUCCAACAAUGACUGUGGUGUAAGAGAAUAUGAUAUGGCGAGAUUUCAGCUUUUAAAUCACUACCGUUUCCCUUGGCCAGUGAAUCAUACAUCAAUGAGUCCCGAUUGCAAGCUUUUUGUUGUUGUUGGAGAUCACCAACAUGCCUUGCUUGUUGAUUCACAAAAUGGGAAGACUGUUGCCACAGUGGUUGGUCACCAAGAUUACUCUUUUGCGUCUUCAUGGCACCCGGAUGGACGCAUCUUUGCUACAGGGAAUCAAGAUAAGACCUGCCGAGUCUGGGAUAUAAGGAAGCUGUCUGUGCCAGUCGCAACUCUUAAAGGAAACCUAGGGGCCAUUCGAUCAGUUCGCUUUUCAUCCAACGGACAGUUUAUGGUUGUCGCAGAACCUGCAGAUUUUGUGCAUGUGUAUAGUACGAAGGGAGAUUUUAAAGUGCAGCAAGAGAUAGAUUUCUUCGGUGAGAUAUCUGGAGUAUCUCUUAGCCCAGAUGAUGAGUCUUUAUUUAUAGGAAUAUGGGACAGGACUUAUGCCAGUUUACUUCAGUAUAACAAGAGGCACACCUAUGGAUAUCUUGAUUCCUAUUUGUAAUUUUGAUGAUAUAAGCAGAUGGCUACUUUUUCCCUUUUGUAAGCCAGUUUGUUUGAAAUCAAAGUUGUUGGCAGAAUAAGUUAAUUUUUUGUUAUAACUUUGAUUGCAAAGUAUAUAGUCAUAAUAUGGGUUAAUUUGAUA